Messenger RNA from Anopheles bellator, 1446 nucleotides. RefSeq names its product solute carrier family 35 member B1 homolog (gene meigo). Lineage: Eukaryota; Metazoa; Arthropoda; Insecta; Diptera; Culicidae. The coding region runs from base 125 to 1135 and encodes 336 amino acids. The transcript is spliced from 2 exons. Gene Ontology annotation, cellular component: Golgi membrane; endoplasmic reticulum membrane. Gene Ontology annotation, biological process: UDP-galactose transmembrane transport. Gene Ontology annotation, molecular function: UDP-galactose transmembrane transporter activity; UDP-glucose transmembrane transporter activity. The record is from RefSeq and is a predicted model, not a curated record.
CCAAUUCUCGAAACACACAAAAUAGCUGCGGCAGCAUGAGCCUCGGUUCGUGUUCGCUGAAAGUUUAGCCUCAAAUCCAUUCCAUUCUCUUGGUUCGCCGCGCAGGAACAAUCUGCACCCCAUCAUGACAGACACGCAGAAAUUCAUCAUCGCCGCAGUCGGCAUAUUUGUGUGCUACUUUUACUUCGCUGUCCUCCAGGAGAAGAUUACACGAGGUCGGUACGGAGAUGAGUUGCAGGACGAUGGCUCGAAGGGCGAACGGUACACCUUCAUGUUGGCCCUUGUUGGUGUGCAGUGCGUGUGCAAUACGUUGUUCGCCAAAGCAUUGCUGAUGGUGAGGCCACAGCCCGUUGAUACUACACCGAAGGUGUAUUACGCGACUAGCGCGUUGACGUAUGUGUUGGCUAUGUUGAGCUCAAACAUGGCCCUACAAUGGGUCGCUUACCCGAUGCAGGUGGUCGCCAAGUCGGCCAAGCCGAUACCGGUUAUGUUGCUCGGAGUGCUGGUUGGGCGCAAGAGUUAUACGCUGCAAAAGUACCUGUUUGUGCUCCUGAUCGUCGUCGGAGUGGUGAUGUUUAUGUUUAAAGAUGGAAAGACCAACAGUGGAGCAGUGCUGGAGCACGAGGGGCUCGGUCAACUACUGCUAGUUCUCAGCCUCUCCAUGGACGGGCUAACGGGGGCCAUCCAGGAGCGUAUGCGAGCGCACAGCUCCCCCUCGGCCCAGUACAUGAUGCUUGCGAUGAACGGGUGGAGCUCGCUGAUGGUUACGUUCGGCUUGCUGGUCACAGGCGAAGGCCAUCGGUUCGUCGUGUUCGUCAUGCGCCACCCACAGCUGUUUACCUACAUCUCGAUGCUGGCACUGACCGGAGCACUCGGUCAACUGUUCAUCUUCAUGAUGGUUGCAUCGUUCGGUGCGCUUGCCUGCUCGGUGGUAACGACGACGCGCAAAUUCUUCACCGUCCUGUUCUCGGUGCUGUUCUUCGGCAACUCGCUGUCCGGUCGCCAAUGGGUCGGCGCCGGGUUCGUGUUUUCGGGACUCUUUGCCGACAUGUUCUACGGCAAGAAAGCGCCCACCAAAGCGCCGCCACUUGCUAAAAGUAAAAGCAAAAGCGAAACGGAUGAAAUGGUUCGUUAACACACGGCGGCAGUUACCGGGACUUACCGGGAAUGCACCCUAUCAUGCAACCUAUCGUUUCUCUAUCCUAUCAGCUCGUGCUCCUUUUUUUCUAUGUUUUAUCAAAUCAGUUUUGUUAUUUAUGAUUUUUUGUUUCCUUUCUGAACUGUUCCUUUUUGUAGCCACCGAAAGGCGAUGAGGAGGUGCGCGAAGCGCCACCAUCUUCGACCGAAAACAUUGUUGUAUCUCGCACAAUCACUGUCUGUGACUCUAAGAAAUUAAUUCCAUUGAUCGAUACUGGCGACAACAAUAAAGAUAUGAGUGAUUGGUAA